Messenger RNA from Clonostachys rhizophaga, 822 nucleotides. NCBI's taxonomy places the organism in Eukaryota, Fungi, Ascomycota, Sordariomycetes, Hypocreales, Bionectriaceae. The record is from the annotation of a GenBank genome assembly.
AUGGCAUCAGCACCCGACUACGUGUUCACGCGCGACUAUCUCGACAACAACAGGAUAAAUUUGCAGCAUCAUAUCUGGGUUUCCAUCUUCGGCUAUCAUACCCACCCAAGUAUACCAACUGACGACGCGAAGCUCAAGAUAGCGGACGUGGGCACUGGCACAGGAACCUGGCUUACUGACCUCAGCUCGCGUUUGCCCUCGACCGUUGAGCUUGAUGGCUUGGACAUCUCGUUCCAUGCCACGCCCCCCGUGGAGUGGUUGCCUCCGAAUAUAACUCUUCGCCACUGGAACAUCAAGGACGAGGUCCCCGAGGAGUUGGUGGGGUACUACGACAUUGUGCACAUACGCAAUUUUCUAUUUGUACUCCUUGACAGCGAGACCCCCCAGGUUCUGAAUAAUCUAGUCAGGCUCAUCAAGCCUGGUGGUUACCUGCAGUGGGGGGAGCCAGAUAUGCUCUCCUGGCGCAUCGACACCACCCAAGCUGGGAAUUCCAUAUCGGCCCUGAAACAGCUAAUGCAGCUCUCCCAGCCACAGGACCAACGCUUGAGCCCAACUUGGGUGCCGCAGCUGCCCAAGCUCUUUGGGGAGGCGGGGCUCGUCGUGGUUGAGACCGACGUCAAGGAGGCAGCGCCCGCCAUGGCACUUCAGAUGCACGAGUGUGCGUUGAUGAUUCACGAGCUGGUCGCUCGAAAGUCUGACAACGCCCGUGUUGCGCAGCAGUUGCAAGAACUCAUGCCAAAAGUCGCCGAAGAGACUCGGGCCGGGGCAUGCUGGGCUUUCACAAGAUGGACAGUGGUCGGCAGGAAGCCAGAGAGGUCGUGA